Colletotrichum phormii is the source of this 1047-nucleotide messenger RNA. RefSeq names its product WSC domain-containing protein. The transcript is spliced from 2 exons. Gene Ontology annotation, cellular component: plasma membrane. The record is from RefSeq and is a predicted model, not a curated record. The annotation marks the transcript as partial. Lineage: Eukaryota; Fungi; Ascomycota; Sordariomycetes; Glomerellales; Glomerellaceae.
AUGCAGUCUCAAACCUCUAUUCCACGCUUGUUCCUGGUGCUGACUGCUUGCGCCAAUGCAGCCUCCAUCGCAAAGCGAGAUGUCAAAACCUCAUCAACUCUGCAAACUGGAUGGUCUUACUCUGGCUGUUAUACCGAUAACAAUAAUGGCAUCCGACAGCUGUCACGGGAUGGAUACAGAGAUUACAAUGCCAUGACUGAAGAAACAUGUAUAGCAUAUUGUAGCAGCAAAGGCUACCCCGUUGCGGGAGUCGAGUAUUCUAGCGAGUGUUACUGCGACUUUCAAUUAGCUUCAACUUCGGUAAAGAAGCCCGAGACCGACUGCAACAUGCCCUGCAGCGGCGACAGCACAGAAGCCUGUGGCGGUAGCGACAGAAUUUCGGUAUUCACAAACGGCGUCGCGGCCCCAGUAAUCAACCCCGGCCCUCCGGGCUGGUCAUCCCUGGGCUGCCAGAACGAUCCCGGCCCAAGACUUCUUUCUUACCGAGCCGGCGUCGCAGCUGGCGACUCCAAGAUGUCGGUGUUGCAAUGCACCAACGCAUGCCAGGCUGCUGGCUACUCGCUCGCCGGCGUGGAAUACUCGUCCGAGUGCUACUGCGACAACCAGUUUCGUAACACGGGCUCUUCGGGCUUCGACGGCUGCAACAUGCUCUGCUCCGGCAACAGUUCCGAGUACUGUGGCGGUCCCAACCGGAUCAACGUCUACCAGGCAUCCGCCAAGCCCAAGGCUGCCAGUGUCAUGCCCUCAGGAUGGGCUGAGAAGGGAUGUCUGAAGGACAACGUCCUUGGAAGGGCUCUUACGGUCAACGUUGGCGUUGUUGGCGGUACCCAGAACAUGUCUGUUGGUGGCUGUGUUUCGGCGUGUUCUGCUGCUGGUUAUCCCAUCGCCGGUGUCGAGUACUCGCAGGAAUGCUGGUGUGAUAGCCAAAUCAGAAAUGGAGGUGUAGCGGCGUCGGAUGGUUGCGAUCUGCCUUGCAAGGGCAACACGGCAGAGCUAUGUGGCGGAGGCAAUCGUCUCAACGUUUAUGCUUCGAUUCCUCUGACCCUG